This is a messenger RNA of Plasmopara halstedii, 699 nucleotides long. Its product is annotated as mitochondrial glyco protein. The record is from RefSeq and is a predicted model, not a curated record. The coding region runs from base 1 to 699 and encodes 232 amino acids. The transcript is spliced from 2 exons. Gene Ontology annotation, cellular component: mitochondrial matrix. NCBI's taxonomy places the organism in Eukaryota, Oomycota, Peronosporomycetes, Peronosporales, Peronosporaceae.
AUGUUGAGCCGCGUUGUGUCCUCGCUUGUCACCCGUCGUACAUCUUCCUUGACACUUCGCGUGCUGCAAGCACGAGAGAAAUCUUCUCUUGCUAGUCUUCUUCAACGCGAGAUUCGUGAAGAAAAGGGUAAUUCUCUUGAAGAACCAGAGCUUGAAGAUCUUCGCUCUAAGGUAGAAAAAUUGUUUAAGAUACAAGAAACUCCUGGAUGUAUGGACGUCGUGCUGCAAGGUUCAGUAGGCUCGGACUCGAUUAAGAUCAAGUUUAAUGCUCAAGACACAGUGGAACUCGACGAAGAGGAGGACUACGAUGAUGAAGAUGAAGAUCAUGGUAACGUGGAGGUUGUAGACGAUGGGGAUGACGAAGAAGAAGCAGACGAGCUACCUGGUGUUCGAUUCACAGCCGACAUCAUGCGCGACAACAAGGGUCUACAGUUCGAUUGUGUUGCCAGUAGCAAUCUUACGGUUGAACGCUUGCGUUACUUUAAGGACUUUGCGAAAGAAGAUGAAGAUGAGACGCGCUACUUUGGGCCCGAGUUCAUUGAUCUAGAACUUGAUGUGCAGGACAACUUCUACAGCUAUCUAGCCGACCGUAACAUUGACGACGCGCUGGCGCAGUUCAUCACGCAAUUUGCUGACCUUAAGGAACAGCGCGAAUAUCUAGCUUUCCUCGAAGAUGCUGAAACCUUUGUCAAGGACUAA